This is a messenger RNA of Rotaria socialis, 789 nucleotides long. The record is from the annotation of a GenBank genome assembly. NCBI's taxonomy places the organism in Eukaryota, Metazoa, Rotifera, Eurotatoria, Philodinida, Philodinidae.
AUGGUGCUGGUUAUGAAUACCGACAAUACCAUCACGACUGCGACUGUUCCUCAUCAGAUAAAUAUACAAAACCAAAAAUAUUAUUUGUUUGCUACGACAAGUCACAUUCCUGGUCAUUUUAUUGGUAUGAAAAUGUGUCAUGAUCAUAAGCAAGAUACUGUUGUAGAUGAUUUGUUCAAAACAUCUGAAGGUGUUCAUAUUGUCUCAAGGGCAUUUUAUAAUCAAUCCAACGCAAGAUCACGACCAGUUAAUAGUUCACAACAAACGAACAUAAUUGAUUUAUUUGAUCCAAAUUUAGAAUUUUCACAAGAACAAGUAUUUGAAGAAUAUAUUGAUGAUUUUCUCAGUGAACAAGAUAGUCCACUUUCACAAAACAACGAUGACGAUUCAGAUUCUAUUUCCACCAAUGAUGAUAAUAUUGAUACAAUUUUAAUUGAUCAAGUUGAUUCUGAAUUGCAUUCAUUUACUCCUAUUUCAGUAAAAAGUGCUAUGCUCGAAUUUUUACAACUAAUACGACAAUCACAAAUUAGUAAAAAGCAGUCCGAGCAUUUUUUAUCCUUUAUUCAGUCUAUAUUACCAUGUCCGAAUCAAAUGCCAAAAAAUAUGAAUUCACUUUUAAAACGACUUGAUGUGACCAAUUAUUUUAAGAAAAGAACAAUUUGCAUUCUUUGCGAAAAAGAACUGGAGAAAAAACAAAAUUUAUGUAAUCACUGUGUUAAAACAGAAAAAAAAUAUAAUGCUCAUAUUCUUGAUACAGUAGUGUCAAACUUGAAACUUGAAUUCAACUGA